Protopolystoma xenopodis is the source of this 2076-nucleotide messenger RNA. NCBI's taxonomy places the organism in Eukaryota, Metazoa, Platyhelminthes, Monogenea, Polystomatidea, Polystomatidae. The record is from the annotation of a GenBank genome assembly.
AUGAGCCCUGCUUUCCAAUAUUCCUCCCAGGUUUUUAUCGAUUUUCAUGGCCAUUCGAGACAGAAGAAUGUCUUCCUCUAUGGCUGCAGCCCUCGGGAAACUUGGCGCUGCAGUGCACCCAUCGCCAGUCCCACCGGAUCUGACAACGGGGGCAAGAUUCGUCGCGAAUUGUCCUUUUCACGUAAUGGUAAUUUAGAUUGGCUAGAGGCUUGUCGUCAGCUCGGAGCUUGGCUCAUUGAGUCUGCCUCCUCUUCUACUACAUCACUGGCUACAUUUACCAGAGAAAUUGAUUCCUGUUCUUACCUAAUCAAGACGAUCUGGGAUGGACUAAUAAGCAUGAUAGAUUUUGACUUAGUCCCCUCCAUUUCGUCUGUUGCAGACCUCCUGUUGACCAGAGAUGAAGGGGCUCUGAGCAUUCAGCCUGCUUCUUUGACCAAUAAUGAAACUAUGAGUAGACAAACUCGAGUGGAUACACAGAAUCCAGCUUGGAGAGGUGAUCUUGGCCUGCCUGAGGACGACGAAUCAUGUCGCGAGUUAGAGCGAUUGAUGAGCCUAUUUUCUCCAGCAUUUUCUCGUUCUACUUGUGGCUACUCUGUGAGCCGGGUUAAGGAGUCAACUGCGCGCGUUGUUGUUUGGCGAGAGUUUCAUGUUCUUAGGUCCUUUACGAUGGAGGCAUCAUAUUGUGGCGUAGAUCAAAACUGUUGGCCAAUGUCAAGACCAAAAGAUUCCGCAUCUACUGAUAAGGGUCAUCAGCUGAACACCCAACAUCUAGAGUCUAUUGGAGCGGCACUUUGUAACGCGUUGUUGCUUUUGCCGCAGUUUGAUCGCCGACGUCUGCUGAAAAAAGCGGAUGAACUGACCUCUUUUAUGUUGGCUAACAUGCUACAGCUUCACGAUAGUCAGAACAACUCACUGUCAGCCCAGUUUGCACCUAGUAACUCGUCACCAUCUCAAGCUUUGCCGCCAUUGUCUCCGCCACUUGGGUUUAGUUCUCCUUCAUCCUAUGAUAAGUUGCCUUUAAGAGAACAAGUCAAGAAAAAUCCGGAUCUUGCUCCUGAUCCUUCCUUUUUAAUCUCGACUUUGGUAUCUGAAUCUUCUUCACUGUUGUCCCUAACUUCGGACCAAACUAAGCACGGUACUCGGAUUCUUCGUAAUCUCAGUUCAAACACCCCUCAAGCUGGUGAUACUCUUUUAUCAUCUACAAAAAUAGUCCGCCCACCCUCUACCUCCUCUUUGUCAUCAGUCUUUUCUUCCUCUUCCUCUUCCUCUUCCUCUUCCUCUCGCUCUUCGAUCUCCUCGGCAAAGCCUUCCUACUCCCUUUCUUUAGAAUCUGUCCUUCAGUUAGACCCACCAGCAACCGAUCAUUCGACUAGCCUAGGAACCCGAUUAUCUGCGGUUCGCUCAAACUCAGACUCCAACUUUUCUUCUGUUCUUAAGACCCGAGUAGGUUCAAAAGACCGUCGCAACUCUCUUCUAGGCAUCUAUCAACCUGGUGUCACGUCGAGCCAAUAUGAUCGGCCGCUUGAGUUGUUGCGUCGUAGACUUAUUCUACAAGGCAAGGGGAGAUCGCGCGACCGACCAGACGAAUAUUUACAGUUCCACCAAAAAUUGAACUUAAAAGAUGAUCAAUUGCAUCAGCAUCAAGAACAAUGCCAAUCUCAUUCUAAGCAAAAGUUGGCCUCUUUACGGAGGACAUCUGGGUGUCUGAGGAAACUGCAAACUCUGGUGUCUGUUCCUGCUACCACAAACUGUACCGCAGUUGAGCGAUUGAAAAGGUCCACUCCACGAAAAUGUGUCAACAAAAGUAAAUUGGUCUCUCACUGCAAAAAAUGGCAUCUAAGGAACCAUUCUGACAAACUUGAUUCGCCUGCAGCCGUACAAGGACUAACUGCAGAAGAGAGGAAAGUUGAUCAAUAUAUUGUUCGGUCUGCGAGACAUGAAGUUAGGCUACUUAGUAGCCUCGAUGCAGGUGGAAUUUUUGAAUCUGAAGAGGUGAAAGGUAGUAAAAUACGACGAAGGAAAACAAUCCGAAACCCCAAGCUGGGCAGAAGACGGUCUGCCGUCAGCACCAAAUAA